Pectinophora gossypiella (pink bollworm) is the source of this 1029-nucleotide messenger RNA. RefSeq lists its product as uncharacterized. The record is from RefSeq and is a predicted model, not a curated record. The coding region runs from base 46 to 1029 and encodes 327 amino acids. The transcript has 5 exons. NCBI's taxonomy places the organism in Eukaryota, Metazoa, Arthropoda, Insecta, Lepidoptera, Gelechiidae.
AUCAAUGACCUUAUGUAAUGGUGAUCAAUUUCAGGUAUCGUUCACAUGAGCAAUGGGAGGCUAAUCAGCUACCCUCCCCCAAAAAUGAAAGCACCACAGAUAGCAAGGGUACAUAUCGUCCAGAAUAUAGUCAAAAUGACGGAGGAGAUACUAAAAGAUACGAAUACGAAAAUGCGUCAUAUAGAAAAGUAUGUGGAUAUGUACAGAGGAAAAACUAGUUUUGAGAUGGGUGCAGCUGCAGGUGAAAUUUACGCUCGAUUUAAGAAUAUGAUAAAAAUAUACAAAGAAGCUACCAAGAUUCACACUGACAACUCGUGGUGGAACUGGAAGGAAACGUGGAAUUGGCGAGGCCAUUUCCUUGAUCAUAAAUUAGUGGAAUACAUGAUUAAUAAGUUUCAGAUUUGUCAGGGCGAAUAUAAUGAGAUACUUUAUCUGCGAGGGGUAUUUUACGCAACCAUAGAGGAAGCUCACGAGAGGAGGAGGAAGAAACUGGAGGAAUUAAAUCGUAAUCGAAUAAAGAAUUUCGGUGGUAGACGUAGGUUUAAAUCUGGUCCGGAACAGGAUUCACUUGAAUCGAAUGACGAAACCCAUAUGGAAACACAUUUUAAAUCUGAAAAUCCUGCUGAGAAGGGAGACCCAAAGGACUUGUAUGUGGAUUACUGGGGCCAUCUAGUGGACAGAAACGAAGAACAAAGGAAAAUGGAGGCACGCAGCCAUGACCGUUUCGAGAAGGCAUACAAAAAAGACUUCGAUAGAAAAAUAGCUAGCAUGUUCAUCAGAAAUGACACACUUUCACAGGACGAGCUUGUAAAUGAGACUUCGGCGUUGUUCGCCAGGGUGGCGAGGAGAAGAGAGCAAAUUGCGAGGAUUAAGGAAGAGAACGAGAGGAUAAGGCAGGAGAGGGCAGUGACAAGAGUAAAUGACGAUGAUUUCAAGAGGAGUUUAAGGCAGCUAAGUUUCCAGCGUCGAAGGGCGAACUUCAGUCCAGAAAGAGAAGGAAUAGAUAUUAACUUAGCUGAUAUGGUCUAG